AUGAACGCCGUGGAUGCGACAGAGCACUAUGAGACGAGUGCACGCGAUCCUGCGCCCGCCCUUCUAACCCUCAUCCUCGACACGAACCCCCACGCAUGGGCCCUCCUCGAAGAUUCCCUCCCGCUCUCCAAGGCGAUCGCAAACAUCCUAGUUUUCCUCAAUGCCCAUCUAGCCUGUAACUACGCAAACGAGGUGGCCGUGGUAGCUUCCCACAGCCAAAAGGCGGCGUGGCUGUAUCCCCGCGAGAACCCAGCCACGAAGACAUACCAAGAUGCCGACGGCGACGUCUCGAUGAACGGGUCGUCGACCAAUAAUAAUACCACCGAAGGACCGGGACAGGUGAACAAAUACCGACCGUUCCGGAUCGUGGAGGAGCAAGUUACGCACAAUCUACGUGAACUGAUGGCGUCGACCAGCGGCGCGGACGUGAAAGCUACCAACUCGACGAUGAUGGCAGGGGCGCUUACGCUGGCUCUUAGUCAUAUUAACCGGCGGAGUAUUGCGUGGGCUGAGGCCCAUGGGGCUGAUACGGCUGCUGAGACGUCGGGCGGUGGUCCAUCUAGUGGUGGACAUAUGUCUGGGACGGACACUGCGGAAGGGUUGCAGUCGCGGAUCUUGAUCAUAUCCGUCAGUGGCGCCAGUGAUUCUGCGCAUCAGUAUAUACCGAUUAUGAAUAGUAUUUUUGCCUGUCAGCGGCUUCAUAUUCCGAUUGAUGUGUGCAAACUGAGUGGGGAUGCGGUGUUUCUGCAGCAGGCUUCGGAUGCUACUAAGGGGGUCUAUAUGUCGUUGACUGAGCCUCGGGGGCUAUUGCAGUACCUGAUGAUGGCUUUUUUGCCAGACCAGCGAUCGAGGAGACAUCUGGUUCUUCCGACGCGAGUCGAUGUUGACUUCCGUGCGGCUUGCUUCUGUCAUCGACGGGUUGUCGAUAUUGGCUUUGUCUGUUCUAUCUGUCUGAGCAUCUUCUGCGAGCCUCCGGAGAACGGCAACUGCCUGACCUGCGGCACAAACCUUGAAAUGGGUGACUACGGGGCUAAGCCAGCCGUGGUCACGCGAAAGAGGAAGAAGAAGAAGCGCGUGAACGGUCCGUCGGGCACAGCUACACCUACGCCUACGCCUACACCGGGGCCCUGA
Messenger RNA from Aspergillus bombycis, 1131 nucleotides. Its product is annotated as TFIIH/NER complex subunit TFB4. The record is from RefSeq and is a predicted model, not a curated record. The transcript has 2 exons. Lineage: Eukaryota; Fungi; Ascomycota; Eurotiomycetes; Eurotiales; Aspergillaceae. Gene Ontology annotation, biological process: nucleotide-excision repair; regulation of DNA-templated transcription. Gene Ontology annotation, cellular component: transcription factor TFIIH core complex; transcription factor TFIIH holo complex. The coding region runs from base 1 to 1131 and encodes 376 amino acids.